This is a messenger RNA of Aphis gossypii (cotton aphid), 1763 nucleotides long. Its product is annotated as carboxypeptidase Q-like. The coding region runs from base 184 to 1629 and encodes 481 amino acids. The record is from RefSeq and is a predicted model, not a curated record. Gene Ontology annotation, molecular function: metallodipeptidase activity. Gene Ontology annotation, biological process: peptide catabolic process; proteolysis. Lineage: Eukaryota; Metazoa; Arthropoda; Insecta; Hemiptera; Aphididae. The transcript has 6 exons.
CCGCCGGCCGGUCCGGUGCAUCGACUUUUUCGUGUAUUUCCGAUUCCGUUGCGGUCGGACUCGGUUAUUUUAUUAUAGUUUAACACUACCGGUACUAGUGAUAAUAUAGUUAGGCGCUGACAGGCCGUGCGAUAUUAUACUUGUAUUGUGUUCUCCGCUUUAGCUGUAAACGACGGCCGACACAUGACUGUUCCUAGUUUCCGGUUUUCACGUCCGGUCGUAGUCGUGGUUGUUUUGCUACUGCAAGUACUGCUCAUCCCGCCGCCGACGGAAGGGUCUCCCGAUAAGUGCCGGCUGGUCCGUUCUCUCCGCGACGAGAUCGCAGGCUAUCGUCCAGUUGUAGACCGCGUGCUCUCGUACGUCCAGGACCAGAAAGGAUACAAGGGCAGGACAUGGACCGCUCUGUCCGAUUUCACAGAUACGUUUGGCUCCCGGUUGGCCGGCACUCAAAACCUCGAGAAUUCCAUCGAUUAUAUGCUGAACAGACUUAGGAACAGCGACCUAGACAAUGUACACGCCGAACGCGUCGUGUUCACGGGAUGGCAAAGACGUAAAGAAUACGCUACGUUGGUGAGUCCUAGGGUCAAGAAUCUAGCAAUUUUGGGUCUGGGUGGCAGUGUCAGCACGCCUCCGGAAGGCAUUAGGGCUGAAGUGGUGGUGGUCAAUUCGUUCGACGACCUAUUCAAUAAAUCUUCACAGGUCAGUGGUAAAAUCGUCGUGUACAAUCAACCGUACGUGUCGUACGGAAAAACUGUGGUAUACAGAUCGAUGGGAGCAAGUGUGGCAUCUAAGUACGGUGCCUUAGCCACGUUGAUCAGAUCCAUCACUCCAUUCUCGUUGAACACACCUCACGCCGGCGAUCAGAGUUACAGCGAUGGCGUGAAAAAGAUACCGACUGCCUGCAUCACGGUCGAGGACGCCGAACUCUUAAACAGGAUGUAUAACCGAGGUUCCAAAUUAGAGAUUUUUUUGAAAAUGGACUCAAAGUUCUUUGCCAACGCCACAUCCCGAAAUACUAUUGCCGAAAUCAAAGGUUCGACUGAUCCCGAUAAAGUAGUAUUGGUAUCGGGGCACCUGGAUAGCUGGGACGUGGGGCAAGGUGCAAUGGACGACGGUGGAGGUGCAUUUAUAAGUUGGAAUAGUCUCGUCGUACUGAAAAAUCUGGGGCUUCGACCCAAAAGAACGAUAAGAUGUUUACUGUGGACAGCUGAAGAAGAAGGAUAUAUAGGGGCCUUUGCGUAUUUAAAAGCGCAUAAAUCAGAACUUGAAAAAUUUAAUUUGGUCAUUGAAUCGGACGAAGGGACGUUUCAACCAUACGGAAUUGCGUUUCAUGGUUCUGAAACAUCCGCGUGCAUUAUGGCCGAAGUGGCAAAAUUGUUUGACUCCAUCAAUGCAACUACCAUGCAAUCCAGCAAAGAUAACGUUGGGUCGGACAUCGAAGUAUUUGAAAAUAUGAAUAUACCCGGUUUGAGUUUGUUGAAUAGAAACGAAAAAUAUUUUUGGUAUCAUCAUACAGAAGCUGAUACGAUGACCGUCGAGGAUCCAGAUUCGUUAGAUUUAAACACUGCAAUGUUUGCAGUUAUAUCGUACAUCAUUGCUGAUUUAUCUGUAGAAUUGCCAAAAUCAUAAACAUCGUAAAACAUUUAUAUUGACUGACGCGUGUAAAAUUCAAACCAUUUUCUACGAAUAGGAUAAAAGUUAUGUUAAAAUUAUAUUUUAAUCAUUAGUUUUGUAUAUGAAAAUAUAUAAUACAAUUAUUAUAC